AUGGCCACUCUGGGCCUCAAUCCUGCCGAGUACCCAUCAGAGGUCAGACCGCAGGAUGAUGGCAUGAAGUACCAUGACAGCCCACACCAAGGCAUGGAAUUUGAUUCGCGAGACCGUCCAUGGGCAGCUCAACAAGGCGGCGGCUACUGGCAGGAGCAGUGGAGGCCUGACGGCGGAGAGUAUGGCUUUGCAGGACAAGGCACAGGUGGAAGUGACUGGACAUCCGGAUGGCAGAUGCCGAUGGCCAUGAACGAUGGGUGGCAGAGGAACCGAAACGGUGCCACCAAGUCCAAGCGGCGCUUUUGCACCUCGUAUCCAGAUGUCAGUCAGUGUCGCCGCGGCGCAGGCUGCGCCUUUGCACACUCCCGCGAGGAGAUAGGUGUCCCGCUUCUGUCCAUCGCUGAGGAGAACCAGGAGCCACAUGCCUUGACGGAUGACUUCUUCAUGUACAAGUACAAGAUGAGCUGGUGUCCAAUCGGCGUGCAGCACGAGUGGCAUACUUGCGUCUAUGCGCACAACUACCAGGAUGCGCGACGCCCCGCCACCAUCGGGUACGGAGCCAGGCUCUGCCCAUACUGGAGCAAGAAGGACACCGGCGCCGAGUACUCCCAGCGCUGUCCUCUUGGCCUCCGUUGCCCCUACUCGCAUGGUGCCAAGGAGCAGCUCUAUCACCCUCACUACUUUAAAACCGUCGUGUGCCGAGACCUUCGCGGGAAGGCAUGUCCCCGACACAAGCUUUGUGCUUUCUACCACCAUCGCCAUGAGCGUCGAACGACUCCGGUUGAUGACGUCGACUACGCAAAGCCACUUCCGGUAGAGGCAUUGCCUGAAAGCUGGGUCACUGACUUUCUGUCCCCUCCGUUCCACGCUGAGUCAGGCAAACCCAGGAUGGAUGACCCCAAGGAGCGAACUAUGAUGCAGGCUCCCGGGCAGAUGGAUCAAGGCGGACAAUACGGGCAGAUGCAGUGCGGGCAGAUGCCUUUCUUCCCAAUGUUGCCCGGACAAAUGCGGAGCGGUGAGCGGGAGCUGGAGAACUCGCCUUCUCGUGCGCCCCAAUCGCAUGGCAUGUCUUCUGACAACAUGCUUCCGUGGGCUUUUGCGGCGUCCGAUGGUUCCAAUCGCCUAAGCAAUUGA
This is a messenger RNA of Symbiodinium sp. CCMP2592, 1134 nucleotides long. NCBI's taxonomy places the organism in Eukaryota, Dinophyceae, Suessiales, Symbiodiniaceae. The record is from the annotation of a GenBank genome assembly.